AUGAAUCAGAGCCAGCUGGGGAGAGGCAGCAUUCCAGGAAAAGAGGGUCCGGGCCUGGGAUGGGGUGUGGGAGGUGCAGGACUACAAGUGAGGGUUCCUGAUGAAUUGCUCCUGGGACUGAAGUUCAUAUUUGGCCCCUGUGCUCUCCCAGCUUUGGAUUUGGUGGAUCAACGUUCUGUCACCCGAGUUGUGUCCCCUAGUGGAAGGACUGCAUACCAGGUCCUCGGGAGUUCAGGCAAACUCUACACCUGCUAUAGCUCCUGCCACUUCUGCACGUGUCCUGCUUUUGAUUUCACUGUACUGCAGAAGAACGAGAGCCUGCUGUGCAAACAUAUACUGGCCGUCUACCUCAGCCAGGCCAUGGGAGCAUGCCAGGAGGUAACUGUCUCCGAGGAGCAGCUUACAAACAUCUUACUGGCUGAGGAUGAGGAAGAAGGAUGAAGGAUUUGGAUCAGAUGCAGGUGUGCCUUUUUUCUACUCUUCCAUUUGCUCUGAGAGGUGUAAUUGGCAUUCUUACUGUCUACAAAGCUGUCAAAUGUUCAUUUUGGCUAGUAGAUUUCUUUCUGUGCUGCACCCAGCAUGACAUUAAAUGGCAUCCUUGCACUGAUGGACCAAAUAA
Tinamus guttatus (white-throated tinamou) is the source of this 619-nucleotide messenger RNA. The record is from RefSeq and is a predicted model, not a curated record. Lineage: Eukaryota; Metazoa; Chordata; Aves; Tinamiformes; Tinamidae.